AUGGUUCAAAACAAGGGACUCAUCUUUACAGACGUCCCGGUCGGCUGGCCAAAGAUCGGGAAAGAUCUCAAGGUCGAAACCCGGGAAUUCGAUCUCGAACAAGCACCGCCAGCAGGCGGCAUCACCGCCAAAGUGCACUACAUCUCCUUCGACCCCUACCAGCGUGGCCGCAUGCGCAAGCCCGAAGUCAAGAGCUACGCGCCACCCUUCGAGCUGAACAAGCCUGUGACGAACAGCGGCAUCAUCACCGUGAUCAAGAGUGACAACAGCAAAUUCAAGGCCGGCGACGUCCUCUAUGCGCCCAACACCUACACAGAAGAGUACAAUGCCCUCGAGGCCGGCCGCGCCGACGCCUGCAAGGUCCUCGACAACCCCUACAACAUCGACCCCAAGACCUUCGUCGGCGCGCUGGGCAUGCCCGGUCUGACGGCAUACAGCUCCUUCUACGCCAUCGGCGAGCCCAAGAAGGGCGAGACGAUCUUCAUCUCGGCAGCGUCCGGCGCCGUGGGCCAACUGGUCGGACAGCUCGCCAAGCACGAGGGGCUCAAGGUCAUCGGCAGCGUAGGCGACGACAAGAAGUUGGAGUACAUCACCCAGGACCUCGGCUUCGACGGCGGCUUCAACUACAAGACGGAGAAGCCGCUCGAGGCGCUCCAGCGGCUCGCGCCGGACGGCAUCGACAUCUACUACGAGAACGUCGGCGGCGAGCAGCUCGAGGCGGCCAUCUCCCACAUGAAGGACUUCGGCCGGAUCAUCGCCUGCGGCAUGAUCUCGCAGUACAACGCGACCGAGCCGUACGGCGUCAAGAACCUGAUGAACGUCGUGGCCAAGCGCCUGAAGAUCCAGGGUUUCAUCGUGGGCGACAAGAACAUGGGUCCCGUCUACGCAGCGGAGCACCAGAAGAACAUCCAGAAAUGGAUCCACGAUGGGAGCUUCAAGGUCAAGAUGAGCGUCACCGAGGGCAUCGAGAACUCCGCCGAGGGUCUGCUGGGCAUCUUCGAGGGCAAGAACUUUGGCAAAGCGGUCUUGGUCGUGAGUGAACUGAAGCAGUAA
This is a messenger RNA of Dissoconium aciculare CBS 342.82, 1053 nucleotides long. RefSeq names its product NAD(P)-binding protein. The record is from RefSeq and is a predicted model, not a curated record. The transcript has a single exon. Gene Ontology annotation, molecular function: oxidoreductase activity, acting on the CH-CH group of donors, NAD or NADP as acceptor. NCBI's taxonomy places the organism in Eukaryota, Fungi, Ascomycota, Dothideomycetes, Mycosphaerellales, Dissoconiaceae. Bases 1 to 1053 code for a protein of 350 amino acids.